UUCGCCAUUCAUUCAUUUAAAUGCAACGUUGCCAUUCCAGUUUUUGUAAUCAUCCUUGGUCACUGCAAUGUUGCCAAUUCUAUCAGUUUGUCAGUGUCAGCUCGCUGUCAUUAUUUGUUUUUUUUAAAAUAAAAACAAUAAUAGAUUUUUCUAUAAAAUUAAAAACCUUGACCUCCAGUCGAUUGAUUCGUUCAUAAACUAUAAGAAAUUAAUGAAUUUUUGUAGGAAUUGGAUAAAUAUCACCAGCUGCUAAAUUUAAUUUACCUUUGUACUUGGAAAAUCCCAGUAUUUUUGUAUAAUAAUAGCUCAAUUUUAAAGUGCUCAUCAUCGUCAACAUGUCAGUCAACCAAAAUACACCAUACAGUAAAAUACACAAAAACAAAAGGGGAUCUUUUAAUCGCCCUCAAAGUGCUACAAUUAUGGAUAGCGAUUUUUCCACUGGAUUCAGGAGUGAUAUGGAGAAUGAUUCCUUGUCUUUGACUUAUAAAACUCGACUACAUGUACUGUUUAAUCAAAUUGAAAAAGAAUUUGAUUUGUUGUAUCAAGAAAACCAAACUUUGCAAGACAAAAUUGAAAUUUUAAACGAAAAGCUGGAAAAAGAUGCAUUUGAUAAACCAGAUUGUCCAGAUUUUGAAACUAAUUUGCCAAAAGUGCUCUCCAAAAAGCUAAGUUCUUCGUCUCAGAAAUCCAAAACGGCUCAUAAACUUAAAGCUCAAACAAGCAAAAUUGUCUCAAGCUUCAAAGCUCCUCAAUACAGUUCUGGACUGGUCAAAGAAUAUGUUGGACAUAAGGAUGGUGUUUGGGAAGUCUCAGUUGCUAGACCUGGAAUACCUGUCAUUGGUACUGCUUCUGCAGAUCAUACUGCAUGUAUUUGGAGCAUCGAGUCAACAAAAUGUCUACUUCAAUAUCAGGGUCAUACAGGCUCAGUAAAUUCAAUUAGAUUCCAUCCUUCCAAGGACUUAGUUCUUACAGCCGGUGGAGAUGGUAUAGCACACAUUUGGCAAGCUGCUCUCAAUUGGGAUUUGCCAAAAGGUCAUUCAUCAGAAGAAGAACUGGACGAAUGCACCGAACAACUGGUUCCCAAUGACGAUUCUCCUGAUGUAGGUGGGCCACAACGGGGUGCCUCCCUGAGAACACCGAUUGGCGAAUUGAUGGGACAUUCCGGUGCAGUUGCAGCUGCUGAAUGGUUAGCCGGCGCAGAACUGGCCAUUACAGCUUCAUGGGAUCGUUUGGCGAUAUUACAUGAUGUGGAGACUUGCACGCAGUUGUUAACUUUGACAGAAGUAAACAAACUGAAAGGAACUGAAAUGGAAAACUUUUUGUUGAAAGUGUUUGUCAGCCAGCUGCAGGAAAAAAGCGAGAUGUAUCAGAAUGAAUGCACAGUCUUAAAGAGCGACUUAUGUAAAAUGAAGAAAGAAAUCACCGAUCUCAAGGAUAAAAAUUCCACUGCCAUAUUUCCAGGGUCACAAACAAUAAGUCAUGUAUCUUUUGCUGACAAGGUUAAAUGUAAACCAGAGUCUAUAAUAAUUGUCAAGCCUAAACAAAAACAAGAAAGUGCUGAAACAAAGAGGGAAAUUAGACAAAGGAUCAAUCCAUCUGGAAUAAGUGUCUCAAAAUUCCGGCAAGGCAAAGAUGGGGCUGUGAUUAUUGGCUGCGAGGAUCGAAAGGAGAUUGUUUCUCUAAGAAGUAAAUUGGAGGAGACUUUGGGUGCAGAGUAUCUUAUUGCAGAGCCUGCUAUGAGAAAACCAAAGCUUAAAGUCGCAAACCUAAAUGGCUCUGACAUAGAUAGGGAUGAAAGUGAUGAAGACAUUGUGAAACAAAUUGUGAAAUGGAAUAACCUAACUUGUCAUAAUAGCUUUCAUAUGAGAGUUGUGAAAAGGAGUCAAAAUAGACACAAAAAUGUAGACCUCAUUAUUGAAGUAGAUCCCAUAACUCACAAGGUGCUUCUAGAUAGAGUGAAAAUCAAUUUUGGGUGGUCCAGGGCAUAUGUGUUCAAUCAUGUGCACAUUUUGCAGUGUUAUAAUUGCAUGGGAUUUAACCAUUGGGCCAAAGACUGCUCAGCAGCAAAGGUUUGUUCCAGAUGUUCAGGAAAUCAUUCAUUCAAGGAUUGUGAGUCAGCAGAUCUGAAAUGUGUCAAUUGUAUUAAAGGUCAUGAUCAGGAGCUGACUCACACUGCUAGCCAUCCAACUCAGAAGCUAGCAGUCACAUCGUCCAGAGAUACAACUUUCAGGCUUUGGGAUUUUAGGGAAACCGUUCAUGCAGUUUCUGUUUUCCAAGGACAUGCAGAGAGCGUUACUUCGGCAGUUUUUACCCGAGAAGAUAAGGUUGUGUCCAGUUCCGAUGACCGUAGUGUUAAAGUUUGGGAUUUGAGAAAUAUGAGAUCGCCAGUGGCUACAAUUCGAGUGGACUCUGCUGUCAAUAGAGUGUCUGUGUCUGCUAAUGGGUUGAUUGCCAUUCCACACGACAACCGUCACAUUAGACUGUUUGAUUUAAGUGGCGUGAGGGUAGCAAGAUUACCAAGAUCAAGCCGUCAAGGACACAACAGAAUGGUUGCUUGCACAGCCUGGUCUGACGAAUACCUCGGCGGUGUUAAUUUGUUCACUUGCGGCUUCGACAGAAGAGUAUUGGGCUGGUCGGUGGCUUCCCUCAAAGAUAUUUAAGUUACAAGUUCAAUUCGUUAAAGUUUCAUGUGAUAUAUUUUCGAAUUAUAUUAGAAGAAUUCCGGAAGAUUUACCAAUCAAAGUCAAAUUUAGUAGAUUGUUACUUACCUAAUGUCACUGGCAAUUUAUCCAUUUCACAUUUAUUACACUCCACAAACAUUCAGAAUAGGUACGUAAUUUAUAAAAUAAUAAGUUAUAUUUUUGAACAUAUUUGGGCCUAUGUUUAUGCUAGUUUGUUGAAAAUUAGGAUUUAAGGUUUGUUGUAAUCUUAUACUAUAAUAACGACUGUAGUUAGGUUUAUUAACAGUUAAGUUCUAGUCAGACAAUAAUGUUGGUACUGAUCUAUUUUAUUUUAUUUUUUGGUGUUGUAGUAACAUUGUUUUUGUCCCAUUAUGUUUUUGUAUAUAAUUUGAAAUAAAGAUGGAAAACAUUUUA
Messenger RNA from Ceutorhynchus assimilis (cabbage seed weevil), 3095 nucleotides. The record is from the annotation of a GenBank genome assembly. NCBI's taxonomy places the organism in Eukaryota, Metazoa, Arthropoda, Insecta, Coleoptera, Curculionidae.